GGAGGAGGAGGAGCCCCAGCAGCUCCGCCCACUGGAUUGGGAAACUAAGGGUAAGAGCGGGACAACGUCUACUCCGGAACCAAUUUUAUAUUGUAAUAAAGCCCCAGGUAAAUCUGAAGGAGCCACCUUGUGUGCCAAUAGAAAGCUCUCAAACCCUGAAACUGACCAGCCCCUACCGGCCAAUGGGACUGAGACAGCAUCGUGGGAAGGGGGGAACCAAUCAGAUUGCAGCAUAAAUCCCCUUACAGAACAGGGAACAGACACACCUUCUCCUAUCAUGGGGUGCAGCCUGAAUAACAGCUCGGCAGCCAGUUAUAUAUCAGAUGGGAUUAAAGGGGAUUCAGGGAGCCACUCAGAUUACAAUAUAAUUACCUUGGCUGAAGAAAUAGAAGAGACAGAUCCGCCCACUCCUGCCAUAAGAUGUGGCCUUAGAAGCAGUUUAUCAGAUGGAGUUAAAUCCGACGCUUGUGAUAAAGAGUCGGCUUUGUGUGAAGGAGCGAACCCGUUAAACCGCGGCGUUAAUCCGUGUGUCGGAAGGACAGAGAGGAAGGUUACCCCUGCCACUAUCCUGGGGGGCAGCAGCUACGGACUAGGGGCUAUUAAACAGGAGCCAAUGGCAUGGCUGGGGAGAAGCCAUUUAGGCUGCAGCAUGAAUCCCCUCUCAGACCAGACCCAGGGGGAACUUUCCUGCCCGUGUAUCCCGGGAUACAGCGAUUAUAGUGAUAUAAUGAACAGUAAAUGUGCUGCUCCGUUACAGGAGUGCAAUAGCCAAGUCAGCGGCCAGAGUCUCCCCGCGCAUCCGGUCAGAACUCGCGAAGGAGAGGAAUCCGUGUCGCUCUCCGAUGGCGGGAAAGGUUACGAACAGGAUUCCGAGCCCCUGGGGAUCCAUUCGGACAAGCCCUUCUGUUGCCUGGAAUGCGGCAAGCGCUUUAAGCUGUGCACGCGGCUUUUCACGCACCAGAGGACUCACUUGGAAAAGAGACAGUUCACCUGCUCCGAGUGCGGCGAAUGUUUCCCCCAGUCUGGCGACCUCACCAAGCACCGCAGGACUCACGGGGGAAACAAGUCCUUCUCGUGCUCCGAAUGCGGCAAGCGCUUCAGCUAUCUGUCGGCCCUCAAUAGACAUUACAGGAGCCACACGGGGGAGAAGCCGUUUACUUGCUCCGAGUGCGGCAAAUGCUUCACCCACCGCUCCGACCUGAACCGACACCACCGGAUCCACACGGGGGACAAACCCUUCACCUGCUCUGAAUGCGGCAAAUGCUUCAUCCAAAGCUCCGACCUUAAGGUGCAUCAGAGGAUCCACACGGGGGACAAGCCGUUUACCUGCUACCGAUGCGGGAAAUACUUUGUACAGCGCUCCGACCUGCACGUGCACCUCAAGACUCACCGAGGGGAGAAACCAUUUCCUUGUUACGAGUGCGGCAAAUGUUUUUCUUACCGCUCGGACCUUAAGGUUCAUCUGCAGAGCCACAAUGGCAAGAAGCCCCUCUCUAACACAUGAAGGGGAUAUGGGGAUUUACUGGACAAGCGGGAGGGGAAAAGACAUCGGGUUCCGGGAGAAGCUGCCUGGGUUCCAGGAGGCGCUGCUGCUAAAUGGGUCCCAGCAGGGCUGCCAUCAGGGGGACACAGGGGGGACAGUUGUCCUGGGCCCGGACAAUCAUGGCUUUAAAUGGGGCCCGGCCGUGAUGCAGUUUUUAAUCUCUGGUCCCCUUUAAAGAGUUACAGGCCCUUGGUUCAUUGGUGAUCAGUGGGUAAUUUGAUUGGUUGCGGCCCGUGCGUACGUGUGACGUCAGCACGCACGGGGCGCAACCUAAUAAAAGCGUAGCUGCAGCGGCGAGACGGGAGACCUAAGCAGAGACAGGGGACGCAGUCUGAAGAAGCAGGGAGGCAGGCGAGUGGGUGGGGUGGGGGAGGAUGCUGAGGGGA
This is a messenger RNA of Xenopus tropicalis (tropical clawed frog), 1929 nucleotides long. Its product is annotated as oocyte zinc finger protein XlCOF6.1-like. The record is from RefSeq and is a predicted model, not a curated record. Gene Ontology annotation, cellular component: nucleus. The coding region runs from base 278 to 1504 and encodes 408 amino acids. Lineage: Eukaryota; Metazoa; Chordata; Amphibia; Anura; Pipidae. The transcript has 2 exons.